CGCCAAGCUUGUGCGGGGGAGAGGGACACAGACUCGGUGCGGCUGAGGAACGAGCCGGAGAGUGGCCGGGCUGGAGGCACGGAUGUACAUUUUGAAGAUGAAAAAGGAUAACUUAUGGUUUUACAGAAUAUAAAGAAAUAUUGUCUGACAUGACGGCGAAAAAUAUUGGUGUAACUUCCACAAAUGGAGACCUGAAAGGAUUUAUAGAUCAGAACCGGAGUCCAUCAAAAGGUAACAUUUCAGUAAUUGCAUUACCAGUUUCCAGCACCAAUUCCCCAGCUAAGAUUUUGCCAAAAACCUUAGGACCAGUAAACGUGAAUGUUGGACCCCAAAUGAUCAUAAGCACACCACAAAGACUGACCAAUUCAGGGAGUGUUCUGAUUGGGAGUCCAUACACCCCAGCACCAGCAAUGGUCACUCAGACGCACAUAACAGAAGCCACUGGCUGGAUUCCAGGGGACAGAAAACGGGCCCGGGAAUUUAUAGAAUCUGAUUUUUCGGAAAGUAAAAGAAGCAAAAAAGGAGAUAAAAAUGGAAAGGGUCUGAGGCAUUUUUCAAUGAAAGUAUGUGAAAAAGUCCAGCGUAAAGGAACAACGUCCUACAAUGAAGUAGCUGAUGAACUGGUAUCGGAAUUCACAAAUUCUAAUAGCCACUUGGCUACAGAUUCGCAGGCUUAUGAUCAGAAGAAUAUUAGGCGGAGAGUUUAUGAUGCCCUCAAUGUGCUGAUGGCAAUGAACAUCAUUUCAAAAGAGAAAAAGGAAAUCAAAUGGAUUGGCCUUCCUACAAACUCAGCUCAAGAAUGUCAAAACCUAGAGAUAGAGAAACAGAGACGGCUAGAACGAAUAAAGCAGAAGAGAGCCCAGCUGCAAGAGCUACUAUUGCAGCAAAUAGCAUUCAAAAAUUUGGUACAAAGAAAUCAGCAAAAUGAACAACAGAAUCAAGGUCCUCCAGCUUUGAACUCUACAAUACAGCUCCCUUUCCUAAUAGUUAACACUAGCAAAAGAACUGUUAUAGACUGCAGCAUAUCAAGUGAUAAAUUUGAAUACCUCUUUAAUUUUGAUAACACGUUUGAGAUUCAUGAUGACAUUGAGGUGCUGAAGCGAAUGGGAAUGUCCUUUGGGCUAGAGGCAGGCAAAUGCUCAGCAGAGGAUCUAAGAACUGCAAAAUCAUUGGUGCCAAAAGCUUUAGAAAGCUAUGUCACAGAUAUGGCUACAGGACUUUCAUGGUUGAACCAGGGGUUACUUUUAAAUUCAGCUCAUUCAGUUUCAACUUUAGAAACAGCUGGCGGUACCUCUAUUUCUAAAUCAAGUGGAAAUCCAGGAUUGUGUCUGGAUGCUGAAGUGGCCUUAGCAACUGGACAGUUCCUUGCCCCUGGUAGUCAACAGUCCAGCAGUGCAACAUCACGUUAUUCGGAGUCACGAGGAGAAACCCCAUGCUCAUUCAAUGAUGAAGAUGAUGAUGAUGAUGAUGACGAUUCCUCUUCCCCAGAAUGAA
Emys orbicularis (European pond turtle) is the source of this 1494-nucleotide messenger RNA. RefSeq names its product transcription factor Dp-2 (gene TFDP2). The record is from RefSeq and is a predicted model, not a curated record. Lineage: Eukaryota; Metazoa; Chordata; Testudines; Emydidae. Bases 150 to 1493 code for a protein of 447 amino acids. Gene Ontology annotation, biological process: regulation of cell cycle; regulation of transcription by RNA polymerase II. Gene Ontology annotation, cellular component: transcription regulator complex; nucleus. Gene Ontology annotation, molecular function: DNA-binding transcription factor activity, RNA polymerase II-specific; RNA polymerase II transcription regulatory region sequence-specific DNA binding. The transcript is spliced from 13 exons.